AUGAUUAUAUUACCAUUGUUUUUGUUAUUAGUUAUCUCAUCAAAUUUUGCGGAAAAUUCUGAAUCAUUUUGUCGAUUUUGUAUAGCACUUAUGGAGAGUUUCAAAGAGCAAGUUGAAAUAAACCCAAAAUUUGGACAGGAGCAACAAGAAUCGUGCAAAGAAAUAGCGAAGAAAUAUAAAUUAACUAUAACCUGUGAUUCAGAAUAUAUGAAUGAAGUUUUACGUAAAUUAAAAACUAUGAAUGCUGAAAAAAUAUGUGAAAAUGAAAAUUUAUGCAAAAAUGGCGAAAAUUUUGAAGAAAAUAUCGAAGAUCGAAGAGGUAUUCCCGAUUUCCCAUUUAUUCCCGAAGUAUCAAAAAUAAGCCCAGAGCGAAUGAUGCAAAACGAUUUAAUACGAAAAUUAAUUGAUAUUAUCGAAGGAAAAGAAGAUGAUCGGAACGCUCAAAAUCUAACAUUUCAUAUUGACCUAAAAUUUAAAGUACCAGAUAGAGUUAAUACUGGAUAA
Molecule: messenger RNA, 504 nt
Organism: Dracunculus medinensis (Guinea worm)
Lineage: Eukaryota; Metazoa; Nematoda; Chromadorea; Rhabditida; Dracunculidae
Source: the annotation of a GenBank genome assembly